Molecule: messenger RNA, 3282 nt
Organism: Impatiens glandulifera
Lineage: Eukaryota; Viridiplantae; Streptophyta; Magnoliopsida; Ericales; Balsaminaceae
Product: probable LRR receptor-like serine/threonine-protein kinase At3g47570
Exons: 2
Coding region: 49-3144 (1031 amino acids)
Biological process (GO): hormone-mediated signaling pathway; protein phosphorylation
Cellular component (GO): plasma membrane
Molecular function (GO): ATP binding; protein kinase activity; protein binding
Source: RefSeq, a predicted model, not a curated record
AAUAUAUGAUUGAUACUCCAUCUCUAAAGAAGUGGUAUUCAUUUCACAAUGAUGAUUUUCUGUCUCCACAAUGCAGGUUUCUUCCUGCUUCUUCUUCUUCUUCUUCCUUACUCCAUAUCAGUUUCAGUUUCUAAAACACCAUUGCUUGACCAUGGAAAUGAAACAGAUCAGCUUGCUCUUCUUGACUUCAAGAAUCAAAUAAUCUCAGACCCUCUUAAGAUCAUGGAUUCCUGGAAUCAAUCCAUUCAUUUCUGCAAUUGGUUUGGUGUCACUUGCAGCCCAUCCAGCAGGAGGGUCAUUACCCUGAGGUUGUCGUCCCUGAGUCUGGUCGGCUCCAUCACUCCAUCAUUGGGUAACCUCUCCUUUCUAUCUGGGAUCGAUCUCAGGAACAACAGCUUCAGUGGUGAAAUCCCACAAGAAAUUGGCCGCCUACAAAGGCUACAGUCUCUUAACUUAACAUAUAAUUAUCUUGGAGGGAAAAUCCCAACCAACUUAACUAACUGCAGGGAGCUCAAAGUCCUUGCCUUAGAGGGUAAUGGACUUGUUGGUGAGAUACCAAAUGAGUUGAGCACACUCUCAAAGCUUCUGCUUAUGGGUCUUGGAAGUAAUAAGUUAACAGGGAAAAUCCCAACUUGGAUUGGGAAUUUUUCAUCUUUACUUGGUAUAUCGCUAGCCCUGAAUAAUUUCCAUGGAGGCAUACCACAAGAGCUUGGGAAACUCUCCAAGUUACGGUUUUUCCAAUUCUAUGGAAAUGAGUUGGUAGGCACGAUUCCUUCGUCUAUUUACAACAUUUCCACCAUAUAUUAUUUCUCUGUUACACAGAACCAACUACACGGAGAGCUUCCUCAAGAUGUCGGCCUCAAGUUUCCAAAUCUUCAAGUUUUUGCUGGGGGUGUCAACAGCUUCACGGGGCAGAUCCCACGUUCAUUGCAAAAUUCAUCGGAUCUUCAGGUACUCGAUUUUGCUGAAAAUCUUAUUAGUGGAACUAUACCAACUGGUUUAGGAAGAUUGCAGAAUUUGUAUAGGCUCAACUUUGACGACAACAAACUUGGAAAUGGCAAAGCUGGCGAUCUAGAGUUUUUGGCUUCCUUGGCCAACUGUUCAGCCUUGGAAGUUCUUGGCUUGAGCGGUAACAUGUUUGGAGGAUCUAUACCAAGAUCCAUAGCCAAUCAAUCAACCAAUAUGCAAAUACUUACACUGGGUUCAAACCGAUUAAAUGGGAGAAUUCCUGAUGGAAUAGGAAACCUAUUUAAUUUGAACAGUCUUGGCUUAGAAGGUAACAGAUUUAAUGGUACCAUACCAUAUGACUUUGGGAAACUUAAAAAAUUACAGGGUUUGAAUUUGAACUACAACAGAUUUUCCACGUUUAUUCCAUCCUCUUUUGGGAACCUAACAGCACUAUCGAGGUUGUUUAUGGAGGGUAAUAUGUUACAAGGAAGCAUACCUCCAAGCCUAGGAAACUGCAAGUAUUUGCAGGUCCUCAACUUAAGUCGUAAUAAUCUUGGUGGAAGCAUACCCAAAGAAAUCAUGGGUUUAUCCUCAUUGUCGAUUUCAUUAUCAUUAGCCAAUAAUCAGUUAACUGGGCCUAUACCAUUGGAAGUUGGCAAGUUGAAAAAUCUAAAGGAGCUUCAUAUUUCAGGUAAUAAUAUAUCAGGUGAAAUUCCUAGCACUCUAGGAAGCUGUAUUAGCUUGGAGAGGUUAUUGAUGGAUAAUAAUCUAUUUGAAGGAAAGAUUCCUCGAUCUAUCAAAGACUUGAAAGGUUUAGUUCAGUUAGAUCUUUCGCACAAUAAUCUAUCUGGAGGGAUCCCGCAGUUUCUUGCAGAAAUGAGUGGACUAGAGAUUCUUGAUCUCUCGUAUAAUGAUCUGCAGGGUGAAGUUCCAACUGGAGGAAUAUUUAAGAAUGCCAGCCAAAUUACUCUAAUUGGAAAUGAGAAUCUCUGUGGAGGAAUCUCAAACUUACUUUUGCCAGCUUGUCCUCUUGAGAUGGCUAUUUCCUCUAGAAAUUUUUUGACACGAAGGACGAUUAUUCUUGUAGUUAUCGUUGUAAUUCUAUCUGUAUUGUUGUUUUGUGUCACUAUAUUUUGCAUAUGGAAGAGAACUAAGAAAACACCCUUAACAUCCUCCUCUGAGAAUGAAUGGAUGCAAAUAGGCAUUUCUUACCAGGACCUUCUAAGAUCUACAAAUGAAUUCACAACCUGUAUAGGUUCAGGUAGUUUCGGUUCUGUGUAUAAAGGAUCCUUACCAAAUGAUGGAACUGUUGUAGCCGUUAAAGUACUAAACUUGCAACAACAGGGAGCUACAAAGACCUUCAUUGAUGAAUGCAAAGCUUUAAAAUGCAUUAAGCAUCGAAAUCUACUGGAUCUAUUAACCGUUUGUUCCAGUGUGGAUCAUCAAGGCAAUGAGUUCAAGGCUCUAGUCUAUGAGUUCAUGAUUAAUGGGAACCUAGACCAAUGGCUGCACCCGAAAGAUCAAAAUAAGAGACUGAACAUGAAACAUAGACUAGACAUAGCGAUGGAUGUAGCCCACGCCCUUGAAUAUCUUCAUUAUCAUUGUGAGACACCUAUAGUUCAUCGUGAUUUAAAACCUAGCAACGUAUUGCUAGACCAAGACAUGACGGCUCAUGUUGGUGACUUCGGAUUGGCUAGCUUUGUCUUGGAAGCAUCUAAUGGCCAGAGCAUUUCAGAGGGAUUGAAGGGUUCAGUUGGGUAUAUUGCUCCAGAAUGUGGGUUGAGAGUACAAGUUUCAACAUUUGAAGAUGUUUACAGUUAUGGGAUACUCUUGUUGGAAAUGUUUACUGGAAAGAGACCAACGGAUGACAUGUUCAAGGAUGGACUCGAUAUUCACAGCUUUGUGGCCAUGGCAUUGCCUGAGAACUCGAUGAACAUAGUUGAUCCAUCUUUGCUAUUAGAGGCAGAGAAGGAAGAGACUUACAUCGAUAAUAGAAUUGAAAGGGUCUUAGAAGAGAAGGCAAUGGUCAAAAGUUCUCACAACAGAGCUAAUAUUUCUCGUAUGAUGGAAGAAAGCUUGAUCGCAGUAAUGAGUAUUGGACUUUCAUGUUCAAAUUCAUUACCAAGUCAAAGGAUGGCUAUGAAUGUUGUCACAAAGAAACUGCAUGCCAUCAGAGAUUCAUUUAGUAAGCUUUAAAAUAAAAGAUUUCUUUGAUGUUGUUGUUUUGAUGCUUUCUAUAUAUUUUGAUAUUUUUUAUUUUCAUUUUGGUUGUUUAUGACAAAGUUAUACAAAUAUUGUCAUCACUUGAAUUGUAAUGAUUUUUGGAUUUUCCUA